AUGGCCCGACUCUUUGCAAAGGAGCUCCGGGAUAAGGAACCGGUGCGCGCUCCCGCGGGCAGAACCUCUGGUGUGGCCAAGGGCAAGAUCGCCAAGACGCCACGGAAGAAACGGCCUCCCACAAAAGCCCAGCGCCUGAGGGACAAUGAGGACCCCUUGAGAACGCUGGAGCAAGUCCAGUCACGGGUCAUGGCUCUUGGUCUUCAGGCAUCGUUCACUCGUGUGAUGAGCACGAUCUGCGCGGUCCUGAAAGUCAACAAUCCCAGGAUCGAGGUGCGGAUGCCAUCAUCCGAGAUCAAGGGUGCGUCUCCUGGCAUCUUUGCCCUUUUCCACACGUCGGCGGCGAGGCUCGACUCCAAGGACCCUGUUUUCCUGGGCAACCUGCCUCGUAGCAUGGAGCCGGCUGAAGGCAAGGCUUUUGGUGUGAAGAGAGUCAUUCUUUUCAUGCUGGAGCAGUGGAAGGGCAAGGUGGACCCGUAUGAAAUGCGGGCGGGGCAUGAUCGGCUGAAGUGUCUCCAUGGCUUUGAGCAGGAGGUCAAGGAAAGCCUGGAGAACCAGCAGUGA
This is a messenger RNA of Penicillium oxalicum, 564 nucleotides long. RefSeq lists its product as uncharacterized. The coding region runs from base 1 to 564 and encodes 187 amino acids. NCBI's taxonomy places the organism in Eukaryota, Fungi, Ascomycota, Eurotiomycetes, Eurotiales, Aspergillaceae. The record is from RefSeq and is a predicted model, not a curated record. The transcript is spliced from 2 exons.